AUGGCUGCGAUCACGAUUAGCUACGUCCUGCAUCCACCCACAGACAGCAAAUCACUACCUGCCGACUCUGGUCGUUCCGAACAAAGCUCGGAUUAUCCUUCGGGGCUCACGGCGUCCAGAGCCUAUUCCUUUCCCGUGGUGAUCGCAGCGUCAUCAAACAAUACAACUGCUUACUAUUCCUCUCUGCGGCAAACACUGCUGGAGGCGAAAAACAUCGCUGGGAAGGAGCUGACAGAGUGGAAGGAUGUGGUAGGGAACAGGGAACUAUGGAGGGCUGCUGCUGAUGACGAAGAUGACGACGAGGAGGAAAGCUCGUAGACCAUGAAAUUGUAGGUUGUGCUACGAAAACCUGAGUUCCGAAAUCGCCUACUGUGUACUAUGCUCAACCCUCCGGUUCGGCGUGACUAUAACAGUGGUGUAUACGUUCCUCGAACGGAACACGCAUGUCCGCUUUGUAUGUUCAAGUAGGGAUGUAUACUUGAUGUGUACGUAUGCACAAGAUCAUCGGUUGCGUAUAUCGAAGUGUGGCAAUCAG
Punctularia strigosozonata HHB-11173 SS5 is the source of this 535-nucleotide messenger RNA. RefSeq lists its product as uncharacterized. The transcript has 2 exons. Bases 1 to 318 code for a protein of 105 amino acids. Lineage: Eukaryota; Fungi; Basidiomycota; Agaricomycetes; Corticiales; Punctulariaceae. The record is from RefSeq and is a predicted model, not a curated record.